Plasmodium reichenowi is the source of this 161-nucleotide messenger RNA. RefSeq lists its product as hypothetical. Lineage: Eukaryota; Apicomplexa; Aconoidasida; Haemosporida; Plasmodiidae. The record is from RefSeq and is a predicted model, not a curated record. The transcript has a single exon. The annotation marks the transcript as partial.
AAGAUAGUGUGGAGAGCGAAGAACUGAAAAGCAGAAUUCAAGAAGCCAAAAGUAAGACCCUAUUAAUUGAUAAAAGCAAGAUAAUAAGCAAAUUAUCAAAAAAUGUACUGGUCAAAAAGGAAAUUAAAAAAUUUGUUCCCAAGCUGAAAAAUUUUGCAUGA